Molecule: messenger RNA, 579 nt
Organism: Aspergillus melleus
Lineage: Eukaryota; Fungi; Ascomycota; Eurotiomycetes; Eurotiales; Aspergillaceae
Exons: 1
Coding region: 1-579 (192 amino acids)
Source: RefSeq, a predicted model, not a curated record
AUGCGCGGGUUUCUAGAAGGCCAUCGUGCAAUCGCACGUCCAUCCAGUGUUGAUGAAGUCUCAUCUCUGCUGCCGUGGCUGGCAGCGGUGACUCCCUUUGCUCGAGCAAACCCGCUACAAGAGCGAGACAUCCAGCUAUUUGAGGAACGGUUCAUCAACUCCUUGAACAAUUCUCUGGGCAACGACACCGUCAAGUUGGUUGGGUUCAAAACCGUGCAAAUCCCAUCCCAUGAGCCUGACGACCUGAACGCACACUACGACAAUAACCCGCACGAGUGGGGCCAAAUGUCCAACUACUUCUAUGACCGCGGCUCCGGCACCCUGCGAGUCUAUUUCCCGGUAGAAGGAGCGCUGGUGGCCCACGACGGGGCACGCCACGAGGCCAACGCUCUGGGCGAGCUGAAGCUGCAGCAGGUGAACGGGGACUACGCCGCGCUGUGUCGCAAGCAGACCGACCGGGCGACCGGCGUGGAAGGCAAUAGGCAUCAUCUGGGAUGGUAUCAUUUACCUCGACCGGGCCCCGCGGCCCCUGACGCAGUUCGUCUACGAUUUCGGGGAGAAGGUGAUUUUGGACCAUGA